Molecule: messenger RNA, 1225 nt
Organism: Phycodurus eques (leafy seadragon)
Lineage: Eukaryota; Metazoa; Chordata; Actinopteri; Syngnathiformes; Syngnathidae
Product: profilin-2-like
Exons: 3
Coding region: 208-630 (140 amino acids)
Biological process (GO): positive regulation of actin filament bundle assembly; actin cytoskeleton organization; regulation of actin filament polymerization
Cellular component (GO): cytoplasm
Molecular function (GO): actin binding
Source: RefSeq, a predicted model, not a curated record
GUUCUGCAGCCACUAGUACUACUUGUGGACCGACCAGUGGAGUUGUUGCACAGAUUUUUUUAACAUAUCAACUAAAAAGACACAGGACCCCCUCCGCUUGCUUGUUGGACCCAUUAAGCACUGACAGCUAUUCUCCUGCUUCUUUCGUCGCUCGAGAAGCGUCUGUUUAACUUUUUUGACCCGACUUCCUUUUUAUCUUCAGAAAACAUGUCCUGGCAAAGCUACGUGGAUACACUGAUGGGCGAUGGUCGCUCCUGCCAGGACGCGGCCGUUGUUGGGUACAAAGACGACAAAUAUGUCUGGGCAUCAUGUUGCGGCGGCAAGUUUGCCAGCAUCACGCCUAAAGAAAUUGACGUGUUGUUGUCAAACGAUCGUGAAUCUUUCUUCAUCCACGGGCUGACCUUAGGCAACGUAAAAUGCUCCGUACUCCGAGAUGGUUUCACUGUUGAAGGGGAUUGGACGAUGGACCUCCGGACAAAGGAUGCAGGAGGAGGGCCCACAUACAAUAUUACUGUAGCCAGAUCUGACAAAGCAUUGGUUUUCGUCAUGGGGAAAGAAGGUGUCCAUGGAGGGAAACUCCACAUGCAAGCACAUGAUAUGGCAUUCUACCUGAGGAAGGUUGGAUACUAAAGUGUCCUGUGCCAGCCAGCCAACCCACCUACAGACCCGUCUAUCUACCACCCUGUUGCGUUUCACUUCCUGUCCUAGUUGCUAGAUACUUUUCUUCUGCUCCCUAUUCCUCACCCAAACCAUCUUAAGUUGAUCCGUAGCCAAGAUGAGUUGAUGACUAAGGACAUCACUUGACUAAGACCAGCAAAAUGAAAGCCAAACACUUUUUCUUUGGUUCCCACAAUAUGUGCUCCCCUGCAGAGUGGCCAAUGCCUUCUUUCGAUUGGGGCGCUUUAGCAGUAGCUCAUCACGUCUUCCUCCUUUCACAACAACUUUGCCUGCUGUUUUACACUCUGCUAAAGAAAAAAGCCCUUCCCGUUAAUAAAACAUUGGACACCCUUCCUCACAUCUGUGCACCCACAUCCUUGUCAAGGUGUAGUUUGGGUCAGUUAACAAUCAUCAUGUGGAGUGUUACUGUGCCUGUACACACUAAAAAUCAAAUGGACAUUCCACGGUUACUUGCUCAGGCACUUAUUACUGUUUUUCUUUUGCCAGCUCCUGUAAUGUAUGAAAGGCUAUCAUUUUGUUGGACAAUAAAUAUCUCUCUUUCUAACCA